Messenger RNA from Rhizophagus irregularis DAOM 181602=DAOM 197198, 690 nucleotides. RefSeq lists its product as uncharacterized. The record is from RefSeq and is a predicted model, not a curated record. NCBI's taxonomy places the organism in Eukaryota, Fungi, Glomeromycota, Glomeromycetes, Glomerales, Glomeraceae.
AUGAAAAUUUUAGCUAAAUUUAUUUUACCCUUUGCAGUAUUUACUGCUCUUGUCAGUUCUUCUCCUCUACCACAAGAACCUCCCGCUCCCGGUCCUGCCCUUCCUUCUGGUGGAGAGAAAAAAAUUGUUGUAGUAGGACCAGGUCCGGGUCCUUGGUCUGUUGGCUCUGAACAAGUUGCUACUUGGUGGUCUACAGGAUUUACUUCAGAUGAUCCAAUAACUGUCACUACUCAUGAGGAAAGUGGUACCACACCAAUCUUUAGCGCAGAUUCUACUCUUAAUAAGGGAAGCACACAAAUACCAAUCGACGAUAAAUAUACACCUGGAACUAAUUAUGUAACUGAAGUCAGUCUUAAAUCAGAUCCUUCGAUUAAAGGUAUUGGCCCAGCCUUCACAGUUACAGGGGGAGGUGGUGGUGGCGUACCUAAAGCAGCACCGGGGCCACCACCUCCACCUGGCGGUCCAUCAGGUGGUCCUCCACCACCUGAUUCUGCUGGUGGUAAAGAACCUGAACCAAGCGGUAAAGGUCCUGAACCAAGCGGUAAAGAACCUGAACCAAGCGGUAAAGGUCCUGAACCAAGCGGUAAAGAACCUGAACCAAGCGGUAAAGAACCUGAAGUUCCCGGUGGUCCUCCACCACCGCCUGAUGCUGGUGGUCCCCCACCACCUGAUUCACCCAAAGCUAAAUAG